Messenger RNA from Candoia aspera, 1622 nucleotides. It is a transcript of the gene NEU4, whose product is annotated as neuraminidase 4. The transcript is spliced from 3 exons. Gene Ontology annotation, molecular function: exo-alpha-sialidase activity. The coding region runs from base 37 to 1566 and encodes 509 amino acids. Gene Ontology annotation, cellular component: cytoplasm; membrane; intracellular membrane-bounded organelle. Gene Ontology annotation, biological process: ganglioside catabolic process; oligosaccharide catabolic process. The record is from RefSeq and is a predicted model, not a curated record. NCBI's taxonomy places the organism in Eukaryota, Metazoa, Chordata, Lepidosauria, Squamata, Candoiidae.
AGUGCUUUAGGGUGUUCUUUCUUAGUUGCAGCUACAAUGGGGUCUCACCAUUUCCCUGCCCGGACUGUCCUGUUUGAAAGGGAAACAAGUGGAGUGACAUACCGAGUGCCAGCACUACUCUACAUCCCAUCUGUAGCCAAGGUCUUGGCUUUUGCAGAACAGCGGCUAAGUGUGGAUGAUGCUCAUGCCAAUUUACUGGUGCUAAGAAGGGGCACUUUCUACGAGAACUUUGUGCAGUGGGAAGAUAUGCAAGCCAUUGAAACUGCAACACUGACACACCAUCGAUCUAUGAACCCUUGCCCCAUCUAUGACGAAUUCACUGGCAUGGUUUUCCUAUUUUUCAUUGCUGUGUUGGGCAGGACCUCUGAAGCCUUUCAGAUUGUCACAGGUCAAAAUGCUGCUCGUCUCUGCUACGUGUCUAGUUCUGACCAGGGGGUCAGCUGGAGUCAUGUGACUGAUCUCACUGAGGAAGUCAUUGGCACAUCCAUCCAAGAAUGGGCUACUUUUGCACUUGGCCCUGGGCAUGGCAUUCAGCUCAAGUCAGGCCGUCUGCUGUUGCCUGCCUAUACUUACUAUAUUGACUGCAAAAAAUGCUUUGGGAAACUCUGCAAAACAACCCCACAUGCAUUUGCCUUCUACAGUGAUGACCAUGGACACAGCUGGUACUUUGGUGAGUUCAUCCCCAAUCUGCAGACCGUUGAGUGCCAGAUGGUGUCGGUGGAUGAGGAAGAUGGAAGCCAUGUGCUGUUCUGCAAUGCUAGGAGUCCCCUGGGCUUCCGUGUUCAAGCACUCAGCCCAGAUGAUGGGGCAGCAUUCCUUUCAGGGCAGCUGGUGCCACGACUUGUGGAGCCUCCUCAUGGUUGCCACGGAAGUAUCAUUGGAUUCCCAGCUCCACUUUACUGUGUGUACUGUGGCCUCCAAGGGUCCCAGAGAAAAGCAUGUCCUGUUAAAGGGCCGAGCUUCCUAUUGCAGUCUGGAAUGCAUGAGAGGCCACAGUUUUGUCCAGCACAACUUACUACAUCUCUCUGCAACCAAUAUUUAUGCCACCAACAGCUGGAAAGGUUUAUAUCAACUGGAACUUCUAGUGCCCACCUCAACAGUAUCCUUAGCCCCACCUCCUGGAGUAUGGCAUGUACUGAUCAAGAUCACAACAAUGCUGGAACUGUUUCCAAAUCAGAUACAUACUUGGAAAUCCCUACAUGGGUGCUAUAUUCCCACCCAACAAGCUCCAGGUCCCGAGAUAACCUGGGAGUUUAUCUCAGCACAUUUCCUAGAGAUGUUGACAGCUGGUCCAAGCCCUGGAUUAUUUAUGAAGGGCCCAGUGCUUACUCAGACCUGGCCUACAUUGACCUGCCUUACUCAGAGUUCCCAGCAGCUGGGAUCCCAGCCAUAGUAUUUGCCUGUCUAUAUGAGAAUGGGGUGCAGUCCCCAUAUGAGCAAAUAUCUUUCAGCAUGUUUACAUUGCAUGAAGUUCUUCAGAAUAUUCCUCUAGCUACUUCUUCCCUGAAUCAGAAGCAGUCCUCAGAGGGUAGAAAGAGAAAGGGGACAAAGUGUGUCAUCUCUUAAACUGAGGAACAACAUAUCCUAGACCCAUUUAAACCUCAUUCAUCCUACAAUAAACA